AUGGGAGACAAGGAUCCUCCUACAUUAGAGGUGUGUUUGGAUAAGAGGACACAUGCUCGCCGGCGUUACACCAAGACAGAGACUACUGUUCGGAAGCAUUAUGAUGCAGCCAUGGGGUUCAAUGCUGUAGAACCGCGAGAUGAGGAACAGUUUGAGUUGGAGGUGCGGGCUUCCAUCAAGGCACAGGCACAGCUCAAAGAGAUGUAUUCGGACUUACAGGAUGUUCAAGAUGAGAUCGAUUACCAUACAGAUAACGAUGCCCGAAUUGAAGGAAUGUCGGGGGAUGCCCAAGCGAAGGAGGAAGCCGUUGAGAACCGAUACAAGGAUGCCUACAUCAUGAUGGACGCAAAGAUCCAAAGAUUGGAGGGGAUAUGGCAUGGCCCAGCCGACAAGGCGCCAAGUAAGAAGUCUGGUUCAUCAAAGGACACAUUUUCCCCUGAUACAUUUACCAAGUGUCUUGCAUCAGCGUUCAAGGAUAUGAACACAGGGAUCACUGGGGAUCAGCUGACUGAGAUCCUAGCCACUAUCACACGGAGGAAGCGAGACUUAAAAAUCCCGAAGUUCAAAGGAGACCCACUGAUGUUUGAUCAGUGGAGGAAUCUAUUAGAGGGAGAGAUAUCUAAACCCGGAUACACAGAGACUGAGAAGGCACACUUUGCCAUUUCACUGCUGGAAGGUGAAUGUCGCGAGAUGGUUGCAGCAUUGAAGGACCCUACUUAUGAGAAUGUACUGGAGGUGCUGGAGAACAAGUAUGGGGACUCACUAGCCAGGAUUAACAAGGCUGUAGUGGACAUUGCCAAUAUGGAAGCUGUAACUGGCACCGGAGCCAAGGAGUUGGAAGGGAUAUAUGGUAAAUUACUUUCCAAUUGGAACUAUCUUACCAAGAAGACUGAUGGCUACUGUGAUCUAACUGAAAAUAGUUGGAUAUUUACUGCUUUGGUCUGCCCAAAGUUGCCAAGGGUUCUCAUCCGAAAGUGGGAUGGUGAGCAGAUGAAGGAGACAAAGAGGACUAGGUAUGUGAAGAAAUCACCGUUGCCUAUUUCCUUUGAUCAGCUGUUGGAGAAUCUGAAGGAGGCCCUACAAGUAGCGCGGAGGACAGAAACUACGUCGACUACCAAGAAAGAGAGCUCAUCUUUUUCGUCGAGCAAGAGCCAUGCUAAGAGCCACAGUCAACCCUCGAAGCCUAGUGGAUAUGCCUUGAGUGUGAACGAGGUGAAGAAGACAAGUCAAGGCUGUAUUUUCUGUGGAAAAGACCAUCCAUCAUUCCGUUGUACUGCUGCCGCGGGAAUGAGCACCGAUGACCGGUUCAAGAAGGUGAAGGGCCGUGGAGCAUGCUUUAACUGCUUGUCUACGACGCAUGCUGUAAAGGAUUGCAAAUCUAGGUCAUGUUCGAAAUGCAGCAAACGCCAUCAUAGUCUCUUACAUUGGGAAUCAAAACGUCAAAAUGCGGAUAGUGGGGCAAAAGAGGAUCCACCACCGGAAGCGAGUGGGAGUAGCGGUUCAAAAGAUGUUGUGAAGGCUGGAGUUGGGCUAGUGAAGGCAUUACAAGGACCCCAUUCUGUACUCAUGCAAAGUGCAAUGGCCAAAAUCGAGUCAAAGUCUGCAGUAUCAAAGGCGCGAGUUCUCUUUGAUUCUGGUAGUGGUGUCAGCUUCAUAAGCAGGAGAAAAAGCAAGGAGAUGCAAUUGAAGGGGAAGGAGAUGGAUGCAGACUUCACUCUGGCUGGAGGGAGUUGCAUGAAACUGAAGACCGAGAGAGUGCAAUUUCGUUUGUCGUCCUUGAUCCCGAAUUGGAAGGGCGAAACCUUUGAGAUUGUAGCUUAUGUGAUUGAUAAGCCGAGCGCACCCCUCCAGGAGGUGGAUGUGGAUUUGACCAACCUACCACAUCUCCAGGGACUCCAACUGGCCGACAACUACCCGAGGAAGGAACCAGAGGAAAUCGAUGUGAUGCUUGGAAUAGAGGACACGUUGCACAUUUUACUUCCUGACCAAGUUACUGGGCCUAGAGGAAUGCCCAUAGGACAGAAGAGCCAUUUUGGAUGGAUUCUCUCUGGAACAUACAGCGAUGGAAAGUCCAACAACAGGCCAAUGAUUAAUACAGUACAUGUAUGCAGCAUCCAAGUCAAAACGGAUGAAGCAGAUAUAGCCACCAAGCACUGGGCAUUGGAGCAUAUGGGAAUACUGCCCAAUGAAUCAAAGGACCAACUCACGGAUUUGGAAAAGGAGGCCCUCACACAGCACAAGGAGAAGACGACUGUGGUGAAUGGACAAUUCGAGACUGGACUUAUCAAACACCCCAGAUGGAAGGCGAGAUGUUUGAAGCCCAACUACCAACAAGCGAGGAGACGAUUGGAGGGAUUGGAGCACAGACUUCAGAAGGAUCCAGAUCUUUGUAAAUCAUACAAGGAGCAAAUCAAGGAGCUGAUUGAAAAGGGUAGAGCUGAGAAGGUGGUUGUUGAACCAACAUAUGGCAAGGAGGACGGGAAUUGUCAGAUUUGGUACCUACCACAUCACCCGGUUAUCAGGAAUGACAAGGUGACAACAAAGGUCCGAGUGGUUUUUGAUGGAUCUGCCAAAGGAAAGGAAGGAGUUUCCUUAAAUGAGACAUUGCUACCAGGCCCCGCUCUUCAACCAGAUUUGCAGGGGGUACUUCUCAGGUUUAGACGCCAUCGAGUAGCAAUCAUCGCUGAUAUCGAGAAGAUGUUUCUUCAGAUAAGGAUGAAUGAAGGAGACAGGGACUCGCAGAGAUUCCUUUGGAGGGAUAUGGAGACAGACAGGGAACCGGAUGUUUACCGUCUAACAACUGUAACCUUUGAAUUGAGCUGUUCGCCAUUUUCCAGUAUACAGUGUAUCCGUGACUUAGCCAGUGAAAUCGAGGACAGAUUUCCCAAGGCAGCAUCAGAGUUGAAGGAGAACAUGUUUGUUUGA
Molecule: messenger RNA, 2925 nt
Organism: Lineus longissimus
Lineage: Eukaryota; Metazoa; Nemertea; Pilidiophora; Heteronemertea; Lineidae
Exons: 1
Coding region: 1-2925 (974 amino acids)
Source: RefSeq, a predicted model, not a curated record